Molecule: messenger RNA, 1972 nt
Organism: Fukomys damarensis (Damara mole-rat)
Lineage: Eukaryota; Metazoa; Chordata; Mammalia; Rodentia; Bathyergidae
Gene: Ppp2r5c
Product: protein phosphatase 2 regulatory subunit B'gamma
Exons: 14
Coding region: 311-1885 (524 amino acids)
Biological process (GO): protein dephosphorylation; signal transduction
Cellular component (GO): cytosol; protein phosphatase type 2A complex; nucleus
Molecular function (GO): protein phosphatase activator activity
Source: RefSeq, a predicted model, not a curated record
UCUCUGUCCCCUGAGAGAUGGGAUCUUUGCCACAGAGUUACUGAGGAAUGAAACCUGCAGAAAGCCCGAAAAUGCCCAGGUUUUUAAUGCACACUGACAGCCAAACAGAACGCUCUUUCCGUUUGCAGUUUUUUUCAGUGUCAUUUUAAGUUGCAGCUUCCGGCCAAUCAGGGAGCUCCGUGCCCGCUGACAUCACAAGCCAGCCAGUUCCCUCCAGCUGCAGAGAGCUUCAGUUUGUCUUUUUUUUAAACUAAAAUGGAGGCUGGUUUCUUGCCUUAAGGGGUACACUGCCUUUCCCGCUGGAGUCUAGAUGUUGACAUGUAACAAGGCGGGCAGCGGGAUGGUGGUGGAUGCGGCCAACUCCAAUGGGCCUUUCCAGCCCGUGGCCCUGCUCCAUAUUCGAGAUGUUCCUCCUGCAGAUCAAGAGAAGCUUUUUACCCAGAAGUUGCGUCAGUGUUGCGUCCUCUUUGACUUUGUUUCUGACCCACUGAGUGACCUCAAGUGGAAGGAAGUGAAACGAGCUGCUUUAAGUGAGAUGGUGGAAUACAUCACCCAUAAUCGGAAUGUGAUCACGGAGCCUAUUUAUCCAGAAGUAGUCCACAUGUUUGCAGUUAACAUGUUUCGAACAUUGCCACCUUCCUCCAACCCUACGGGAGCAGAAUUUGACCCCGAGGAAGACGAACCAACAUUAGAAGCAGCCUGGCCUCAUCUGCAGCUUGUUUAUGAAUUUUUCUUAAGAUUUUUAGAGUCUCCAGAUUUCCAGCCUAAUAUAGCAAAGAAGUAUAUUGAUCAGAAGUUUGUGUUGCAGCUUUUAGAGCUCUUUGACAGCGAGGAUCCAAGAGAGAGAGAUUUUCUCAAAACCACCCUUCACAGAAUCUAUGGGAAGUUCCUAGGCCUGAGAGCUUACAUCAGGAAACAGAUAAAUAAUAUAUUUUAUAGGUUUAUUUAUGAAACAGAGCAUCACAAUGGCAUAGCAGAAUUACUGGAAAUACUGGGAAGUAUAAUUAAUGGAUUUGCCUUACCACUAAAAGAAGAGCACAAGAUUUUCUUAUUAAAGGUGUUACUGCCUUUGCACAAGGUGAAAUCCCUGAGUGUCUACCAUCCCCAGCUGGCGUACUGUGUUGUGCAGUUUCUGGAGAAGGACAGCACCCUCACCGAGCCAGUGGUCAUGGCACUUCUCAAAUACUGGCCAAAGACUCACAGUCCAAAAGAAGUCAUGUUCUUAAAUGAAUUAGAAGAAAUUUUGGAUGUAAUUGAGCCGUCUGAAUUCGUGAAGAUCAUGGAGCCCCUGUUCCGGCAGUUAGCCAAGUGUGUUUCCAGCCCGCACUUCCAGGUGGCAGAGAGAGCACUAUAUUACUGGAACAAUGAAUACAUUAUGAGCUUAAUUAGCGACAACGCGGCAAAGAUCCUGCCCAUCAUGUUUCCAUCCCUGUACCGCAACUCCAAGACCCACUGGAACAAGACAAUACAUGGCUUGAUAUACAACGCCUUGAAACUCUUCAUGGAAAUGAACCAAAAACUAUUUGAUGACUGCACCCAACAGUUUAAAGCAGAGAAACUGAAAGAGAAGCUAAAAAUGAAAGAGCGAGAAGAAGCAUGGGUUAAAAUAGAAAAUCUAGCCAAAGCGAAUCCCCAGUACACAGUGUAUAGCCACGCCAGCACCAUGAGCUUGCCGGUUGCAAUGGAGACAGAUGGGCCCCUGUUUGAAGAUGUGCAGAUGCUGAGAAAGACAGUGAGCAACGAGGCUCGCCAGGCACAGAAAGAUCCGAAGAAGGACCGUCCUCUUGCGCGCCGCAAGUCUGAGCUGCCUCAGGACCCCCACACCAAGAAAGCCUUGGAAGCCCACUGCAGAGCCGCUGAGCUGGUCUCGCAGAGUGGGCGCUAGCCUCGGCGGGCUGCCCGCUCCUGGCUCUGUAGAAAGUCCAUACUAUCCGUGCCGCACCAUCAGUCACUCAGCAUCAGAGCUCCCUCC